AUGAAGUGGCUCUUCCUGGUAUACCACCUGUCCGUGGCCCUGGCCGGCCGGACGAAGCCUCUGGUUUCACCGGAUGAAUUCCCUUCUGCAAUUCGACUCAAAGACCUUUUGAAAGGGACCCAGAAGCUUGAGGAUUUCGCUUAUGCGUAUCCCGAGCGGAACCGUGUCUUUGGCGGCAGGGCACACAACGAUACCGUUGACUUCCUUUAUCACGAAUUGAAGAAAACCGGCUAUUAUCAUGUGUGGAAGCAGCCACAGGUGCACACAUGGACCAAGGCUGAGUCCUCUCUGAAGUUCGACAGCGAUUCCAUCGAAUUGACUGCCAUGACAUACAGCCCCAGCGUGGAUAUCACUGCAGAGCUUGCAAUAGUCUCGAACCUGGGGUGCAGUGCACCAGAUUACCCGAACGACGUGGCUGGCAAAAUCGCUCUUGUCAAGCGCGGAGAAUGUACUUUCGCAGACAAGUCGACGCUGGCUGCUGCGGCUGAUGCAGCCGCCAUCCUCGUCUACAACAACGCCGCGGGGUCUUUGAGUGGAACUCUUGGUGGCGUGUCAAACACUUACGCCGCUAUUGCGGGAAUCUCCCAGGCUGACGGCGAGUCCCUACUCAACGCGGCAGGAAAUGGCGCCGUGACUGUCUCUCUUGACAUCGACAGCAGAAUCGAAAACCGCACUACUUUCAACGUGAUUGCAGAAACAAAAGGCGGCGAUCACAACAACGUCGUCGCAUUGGGAGGCCACACGGACUCUGUCGAAGCUGGCCCGGGCAUCAACGAUGACGGAUCUGGGAUUAUCAGCAACCUCGUGGUUGCAAAAGCACUGACGCGGUUCUCUGUCAAGAAUGCCGUGCGGUUUUUGUUCUGGACCGGAGAAGAGUUCGGUCUCCUAGGCAGUGAGUUCUAUACCUCGCAUCUGAGUCCCGCGGAACUGGCGAAAAUCAAGCUGUACCUGAACUUCGACAUGAUCGCCUCGCCCAACUACGCGUUGAUGAUCUACGACGGCGACGGAAGCGCCUUCAACCAAACGGGACCCGCGGGCUCUGCCCAGAUCGAGGCCUUGUUCCAGGACUAUUACACCUCCAAGAACCUGCCGUACAUUCCAACUGCCUUUGAUGGGCGAUCUGACUACGACGGAUUCAUCUCUCGUGGCAUUCCCGCAGGAGGAGCGUUCACCGGUGCCGAAGGCAUCAAGACCGCAGAAGAGGCGAAAUUGUUCGGUGGCCAGGCGAAUGUAUCUUACGAUGCGAACUACCAUGCCGUCGGGGACAACACCACCAACCUCAACCAUGAGGCCUUCCUGCUCAAUUCGAGGGCUACGGCUUUUGCUGUCGCAACGUAUGCCAACAGCCUGGCUUCAAUCCCGCCGCGGAAUGGAACACUUGCCAGGCGAGUCGUCAAGAAGAGAGCCCCACGCUCGCAUGCUCACACCAAGGGCACGGGGUGCUUCCAUUCUCUGGUUGAAAUAUAG
Messenger RNA from Penicillium alfredii, 1467 nucleotides. Its product is annotated as M28 family metallopeptidase. Bases 1 to 1467 code for a protein of 488 amino acids. Gene Ontology annotation, biological process: proteolysis. The transcript has 2 exons. The record is from RefSeq and is a predicted model, not a curated record. Gene Ontology annotation, molecular function: aminopeptidase activity; metalloexopeptidase activity. Lineage: Eukaryota; Fungi; Ascomycota; Eurotiomycetes; Eurotiales; Aspergillaceae.